GCCCCAGCCCCAGCCCCCGGCCCAGCCACAGCAGGCAGCGGCGAGGGGCGCGAUGGAGGCUCCGCGCCUGGCGCACACCAUGAGCAGCCCCACGAGCCCCUGCGAGGAGGUGAUCAAGAACCUCAGCCUGGAGGCGAUUCAGCUCUGCGAUAGGGACGGGAAUAAAUCACAAGACAGUGGGAUUGCAGAGAUGGAGGAGCUUCCAGUCCCACACAACAUCAAAAUAAGUAACAUCACGUGUGAUUCCUUCAAGAUUUCUUGGGACAUGGAUUCUAAAUCCAAGGAUCGCAUUACUCAUUACUUCAUCGAUCUCAACAAGAAAGAAAACAAGAACUCCAACAAAUUCAAACACAAGGAUGUGCCCACCAAGCUGGUGGCCAAGGCUGUUCCCCUGCCCAUGACGGUGCGCGGGCACUGGUUCCUGAGCCCCAGGACAGAGUACACAGUGGCGGUGCAGACGGCCUCCAAGCAGGUCGAUGGCGAUUACGUCGUGUCCGAGUGGAGCGAAAUCAUCGAGUUUUGCACUGCAGAUUAUUCAAAAGUUCACCUAACACAGCUAUUGGAAAAAGCUGAAGUGAUUGCAGGCCGUAUGCUUAAACUGUCUGUUUUUUAUCGGAAUCAGCACAAAGAAUACUUUGAUUAUAUCAGAGAGCAUCAUGGGAAUGCUAUGCAGCCCUCUGUUAAGGAUAACAGUGGCAGCCACGGCUCUCCAAUCAGUGGGAAGUUGGAAGGCAUCUUCUUUAGCUGCAACACUGAGUUUAACACUGGCAAGCCACCCCAAGAUUCACCCUAUGGAAGAUACAGGUAUGAGAUUGCAGCUGAAAAACUCUUCAACCCAAAUACUAACUUGUACUUUGGAGACUUCUACUGCAUGUACACAGCCUACCACUACGUCAUCCUCGUGAUCGCCCCCGUGGGGUCACCGGGAGAUGAGUUCUGUAAGCAGCGCCUUCCCCAGCUAAACAUAAAAGAUAACAAAUUUCUGACCUGCGAUGAAGAAGACGGGGUCAUGGUUUACCAUCAUGCCCAGGAUGUUAUUUUGGAAGUAAUUUACACUGAUCCUGUGGAUCUCUCCCUUGGCACAGUGGCUGAAAUUACUGGUCACCAACUAAUGAGCUUGUCUACUGCAAAUGCAAAGAAAGAUCCCAGCUGCAAGACCUGCAAUAUCAGUGUUGGACGUUAAAACUGCCCUCGUUCCUUAGGAGCCUUCAAACCUCUGUUGCCCAUUUCCAUAGUCAGACAGUUCUGUCGGAAGCAUGCACAUGCCGCUGUCACCAAAAGCAACUACCAGUCUUCAAAACCUCCAAUAGCCUUCUUAGGAUCUCUUCUCUCCCUCUUUCCCUUCUGUUCCCCAAUGCUUUAAAUGAUUAGAAGUCCUGGAUUUCUUUCUGGCAACCAUUUAUACCUAGAUGCUGCAAAAAUUGUUUCUGUUUCUUGCCAAACAUAACAAAAUCCUAUAUAAACUGCUUUAGCAAAAUAAAAAUAACGGCUUAUAAAUGGUGUUUAAAUAUGCAUUCAUUUUAACUACUGAACAAGUACUGGGAUAACUGAACAGCAUGAAAGGUUGUAAUUGCAGCAUGAUUUGAAUUUCAGAGCCUAGAAAUGUCAGCACUUCCAACGUGUUGUUUGACAGUGUUAUUUAUGUUAUUUAUAUUAGCUAACUGAAAACAGAAACUGUGUCUCGGCAUAAUAAAUAUAAUAGAAAAAUAUUUUAUUUGUACUGUUGUAUAAAAUAUUAUACAAUCAUAUAGAAUAUAUAGAUUACAUUUUAAUAUCAAUUGUAUACAUGUCAUUAAAUCAUUUUCCCUUAUCAAAGAUGUAGUUUGUAAACUUCAAAUAGCUCUGUAUCUGUUCCUGUUGCUCUAGAUGACUUUAAUUAAAACAGAUUUAUGAAGACCAUUUCUGAUUCAUAAAAGUUAAGUUAUAAAUUAUUAAAUCAAUACACUGAAACAACAAACGGCUGCAAAAUAAAAAAUUCCUUUUUUUAGUGUUCAUAUUUUUUCCUCCAUACUACUUGAAGAUGUGUACAUCUUCCAAAUCAUGCCAUUACAUACUAGAUAAAUACAAACAUGGUUGGUACAUAAUAGGCUUUAUAAAAUCAAAAUCUUCUUACCAAGAUAAAAAACAGGUUGCUUGUACUAUGUGGUCAAUACAAAAUGACAGGUAAAGCAAAACACUAAACAUGAUUCAACUGGUUCCAGUCCCUUUUGUUUUUUCUUUAAUUCAUCCCUCCUUUCUGUCUGGGGUAGGAAUUUCCCAGAAUCCCUGCUUUUCAUUGCUAGUACAAAACCUGCUGAUAAUCUUUCUAUUACUAGUCCACUUCUCACACCAAUGGCCUACCAUAAAAGGUGACAAUUCUCCUUAAUUUUACAAAGUGUGGUGCUCUGAAAGUUAAGAAAGAUGCAUAACUCCAAUGGAAAAAUAACUUUUUAUAACCCUAUUUUCAGUAAACAAGAAGUCUAGCAGUCCUCAUCAGAUAACUGUGACACUCACUUAUAUACCAUGUACUUUAUCUAUCCAAAAUAUCUUAGCGUAAUGCAAUAAUCUAGUUCUGGUUUUAUAUAUAUAUGUGACAAUUUAUAACACAAGAAGUACUUCAACAUUUUACAAAGUGCAUGCGUUUAAACGAGCUUUGGUAGUUAGAGAAGCGAAUGUUAUAGCAUCAGGCAAACCAAAGUGCAAAGGUUAAUAGAGAAAUCAAAAUUAGCAUGUAGUUGAUCUAUUUACUGACUUCUAAAUUCUGUGAGCCAGGUCCUGUGAACUAAUGAAAAGGACAGCAGCCAGUACAUUUGUUCCAUCUUCUCUCAGCAACCUGCAGCUGUUUCAUUUUGCCAAGCACUUUCUCUUAUUCCUGUAACACCACUAGUUCCAUUUGGGAGUCUUGUUCUGGCCUUUUCCUGCAUAAGCAGUAUCACUCUGCUCUGCUCCCAGCCCUGGCACUGCUUCUUCCUAUGCACCUUUUUUUGAAGCCAGUGGAAUUGAAUGGCAGCUCUGUCUUCACAGCUAGAGUGUGUUCUGUUUCCUUUACUCACUCAAAUUCUUUUAAUCUUGAAUCAGCACCUUAAUAGCCAACAUUACUAAUUAAUUAUAACACAUGUUAACUCUGGAAACAAACGUGUGGCACUUUAGCAUGUACUAAGGUGUACUAAAAACCUGCAGAACAUUUCCUCACACUUAGAGCAGGUCAAACUGAGAAUCUACAUUACUUCAGCAUCCUUUUAAUUUCUUAACAUUCUCACAGUGCACUUCAAGGCUUUUUCAAAAGGAAAAAUAUAUACUAUAUUCCACUCACCCGUGCUUAAUAUUCUUGCAUAUUGCUGUCCUCUCUCAUCACAGCUAUUAUAAUUGGUAAAGUGCAUCAAAAAUCUCAGUGUGUCAAAUAAUCGUGCAGCAGACCAAGACCUGUAAAAUUACUUUCUCUUUUUCACUACUUGUUUGUUUGCUUGGAUUUUUUUUUUCCUUAGAGAACAAUAUCACAG
Molecule: messenger RNA, 3479 nt
Organism: Serinus canaria (Common canary)
Lineage: Eukaryota; Metazoa; Chordata; Aves; Passeriformes; Fringillidae
Gene: PHYHIPL
Product: phytanoyl-CoA 2-hydroxylase interacting protein like
Exons: 5
Coding region: 53-1183 (376 amino acids)
Cellular component (GO): cytoplasm
Molecular function (GO): protein binding
Source: RefSeq, a predicted model, not a curated record